Molecule: messenger RNA, 963 nt
Organism: Mytilus trossulus (common blue mussel)
Lineage: Eukaryota; Metazoa; Mollusca; Bivalvia; Mytilida; Mytilidae
Product: putative ankyrin repeat protein RF_0381
Exons: 1
Coding region: 1-963 (320 amino acids)
Cellular component (GO): cytoplasm; nucleus
Molecular function (GO): protein binding
Source: RefSeq, a predicted model, not a curated record
AUGGCCUCUGUAAUCUGUGGCAAACAUCUUACAGAAAGUUUUAUAACUUACGCUCCUUCAAUAUUUAUUCGUGACCAUUUCACUUUUGAAUCUGAAGAAGAUGAUGGUCUCAUAUAUCUUUCAGACGAUCAAGAAGAAGAGUAUUUCAACAGAUUACUUAGAGACUUAAGGGAUUUCGACAUUACCAGUACAUUUCAUAAUAAACAGUUAAUAUCUCAAUCAUUUAUUGAUAAAUUAAUCAAUUUUUUGGAGAUGAGUGAUGAGGCAAAGUCAUUGCUAAAAGAACUUGAUACUAAGGGUUGCGACUUGAUAGUGGGAGAUUAUUAUAGACCAUUUAAUACAACUCCUUUGAUAGAGUCAGCGGCGGGUGGUUACUUCAAUAUAGUUCAUUUUCUGAUUCAUACGGUAAAAUGUAAUGUAAAUAAAGUAGACGGAAGAGACAAAACACCAUUAUAUAAGACAUCACAAGAUGGAAAAACAGAUAUUGUCAACUUAUUGUUACAGAACAAUGCGGAUGUUUCUUAUCUGAACGUUGUUGGUGAAUCUGCAUUGUAUGUGGCCUGUAAAAGAGGAAAUACAGACACAGUUAAUGUCUUACUACAAAACAAUGCUGAUAUCGCUAAAUGUAACAUAACUGGAGAGUCUCCUUUGUAUGUGGCAUGCAAAGGAGGAUAUAUAGCCACAGUGAAACUGUUAAUACAAAACAAUGCUGAUGCUGCUCAGUGUAACCUAAAUGGAGAAACUCCAUUAUAUGUUGCAUGUAAAGAGGGACACACAGAUACUGUGAAACUAUUAUUGCAGAACAAUGCUGAUGUCUCUCAGUGUAACAGACACGGAAAGUCUCUUAUGUCUGUGGCAUGUGAAGGAGAUCAUAAAGAUACAGUGGAAUUGUUAAUACAGAACAAUGCUGAUGUAUCUCAGUGUAACACAUCAGGUGAGUCUCCAUUGUAUAUAGCAUGUUAA